AUGACUUACACACGUACACGCCUAGACGGAGGGAGUACUAGUAAACAAAUUUCGAGUGGCCAGCAGCCAGGAGGAUCCAUCUCCCUCCCUCGCGGCGUUUCUUGGAUUUGGCUCCGGAGGAGGAAUCCGGAGCGCCCCAUCCGCGUCUCUCGAUCGAAUCGCCGGCCCCCCCCGAUCCCGUCGCCCGGUGCGGUUCGAAUUCGGCCCGGAAUUGGCGUUCGGUUCGGGGGCGGGGCUGGAUUCUUGAUUGGCUGGCCGGGUUGUCUCCGCGGGGAGGCUCCGUCCGCCGGGAAUCGCGCCUUCCUCGUCUGCCCAAGGAAAGAGAGGGGGAGAUCUCGUAGAGUGUUUCGGCGGAUGGCGAUGCAGUGCCUCUGCUCCGGGGAGCAGGCCAAUCUGGUGGAUGAAAAUGGCGAAAUCGAGUUGUAUGCCAAAAAUGACGGCCUUCGGGAAGCCGAGUUGUCUCUCCAGGAGGGUGGAUCCCUUAACUAUGAGGAAGCAAGGGCAUUGCUUGCAAAAGUCGAGUACCAACAGGGGCAUGUUGAAGAAGCACUUCGUGUGCUUGAUGGGAUAAACAUGGCUGAACUAAUUCCUAUGGUGAAAAUGUCCAUCUGUAGAUUAGCAAGGGCCGAUCCACAUUCCAGUUAUCCACCAAUGUCCUUGCAUACUGUUAAUCUAGUAAUGGAGACCAUAUAUCUCAAAACUAUAGCACUUCGUGAUCUUGGGAAGUUCAAAGAAGCUGCACAAGAAUGCAGUACGAUAUUGGACGUUGUAGAAUCGGCACUGCCUAUGGGCUUACCAGCCAAGUUUGGAGAUGGUAGUAACUUGAAUGCAACAAUACGCAGUGCCGUUGAGUUGCUUCCUGAGCUAUGGAAAUUAGCGGAUUUCCCUCCUAAAGUGCUCUCUUCAUAUAGGGGGGCUCUUCUUAGUAAUUGGAAUCUGGAUGCAAAGGCCAUUGGUAGAAUACAGAAGGAGUUUGCUAUUUUUCUCCUAUACAGUGGCUGUGAGGCCUGCACUCCACCUCUUCGAUCCCAAUUGGAUGGUUCAUUUGUACCUCGGAAUAAUUUGGAGGAAGCUAUUCUUCUUUUGAUGAUUUUAUUGAUGAAAUUCAACCUUAAGAGGCUUGAGAGAGACCCAACUGUGAUGCAUCAUCUGACUUUUGCAUUGUCCAUAUCAGGACGGUUAAAACCUCUAGCCGGUCAGUUUGAAAAACUAUUACCUGGUGUGUUAGACAGCAGAGAGUGGUUGUACAAUGUUGCACUGUGUUACCUAGCAGAAGAAGAUGAUCUAGCUGCCCUCAAUCUGCUCAAAAUGAUACUAAGAUUUGGAGAGGACCCCAGUUGUCUCAAAGAACUUCUUCUAACUUCAAAAAUUUGUAGCGAGAACGGUGCACAUGCUGAAGAAGGUGCAUCCUAUGCACGCAGAGCCCUUGCUAGUCUCGAUGGAGGUUGUGACCAGUUAGAGGUUGUCGCGGACCUUCUACUUGGCAUUUCCCUCUCCCAUCAAGCUAGAUAUGCUCCGAGUGGUACGGAGAGGGCUUCUCAGCAGCGUGAAGCCCUGAAGGUGCUUGGUGUUGCUGAAAAGAAGAUGCAAGACAAAGAUUUUAGGGUACUGUACAAUCUGAGCCUUGAAAAUGCUGAGCAGAGGAAACUAGAUGCAGCAGCACUUUAUGCAAAGAAGCUACUGAAAUUGGAGAAUGGUUCAGAAUUAAGGAGCUGGCUCCUUGUAGCUCGUAUCACGAGUGCUCAAAAACGGUUUGAAGAUGCUGAAUCUAUUGUAAAUGCUGCCCUUGAUCAGACUGCAAAGUGGUGCCAAGGAGAUCUGUUGCAAACCAAAGCCAAAAUUCAGGCUGCAAACGGGCAAUUUAAGAAGGCAGUCGAGACUUAUACCCAGCUUCUUGCUGUCAUCGAACUCAGGAAGAAAAGUUUCAACUCUGGGAUUUUUGUAUUACAGGGCACGAAGGAUGAUGGAAGCAUGGAAACAGAGGCAUGGUACAAUCUGGCCCUUCUGUACCUAAGCCUGUCACAGUGGAGGGAUACAGAGCUUUGCAUAUCCAAAAUAAAGGCUAUCAGUGCAUAUUCUCCCUUGGCUUAUCAUGCUACAGGAAAGCUACUUGAAGCAAGAGGGUUUCUAAAGGAGGCUCUUGGAGCAUACUCCAAAGCAUUAGAUCUCGACCCUAAGCACGUACCGAGUUUGAUAUGUGCCGCCGUUGCUCUUCGACAGCUUGGAGGGAGGCCCUUGCCUGCCGCAAGGUGCCUCCUAACUGACGCACUGAGACUGGACAGAACAAACCAUGUUGCAUGGUUUAACCUCGGUCUAACCUAUGAAGAUGAAGGGGGCAGUUCAUCAGCGGCACUCGAAGCUGCGGAAUGUUUUCAGGCGGCUGCCCUUCUCGAAGAAACCGCCCCGGCUGAACCUUUCAGAUAA
Molecule: messenger RNA, 2424 nt
Organism: Triticum turgidum subsp. durum (durum wheat)
Lineage: Eukaryota; Viridiplantae; Streptophyta; Magnoliopsida; Poales; Poaceae
Source: the annotation of a GenBank genome assembly